Messenger RNA from Heterotrigona itama, 684 nucleotides. The record is from the annotation of a GenBank genome assembly. Lineage: Eukaryota; Metazoa; Arthropoda; Insecta; Hymenoptera; Apidae.
AUGGUUUUGAUAUCCUGGGUAACGUAUCGUAAAAUAUCAUUGACAACAAUCUUGGUUUUUUUACAGAAGUAUUAACGCGAUAGAGAUAAUUUUCAGGUCGUUUAUUUAACAAAGACGAGGGUUUCGCGGAAUGGUCACGUAAAAUGCUAAAAGCGUACGACAGAAGAGAAGAAUGCUUCACAGACCAAUUUACCAGAUAUUAUAAUAUUAAUUAUGGCAUGCAAACGUCAGCUGAAGAUAUUGCGGACACAAUGGCCUUGAAUUCUGUAUUUAAAGCUUAUAAACGAAGAUUACGAGAACGUGAGAAAGCAGAUGUUGCGUUACCAGGAUUCGAGCACAUGAGUGAUGAGCAACUGUUCUUUUUAUCCUUUGCUAAUACAUGGUGUGGAGUGUUAGCCCCAGAAAAAAUGGAAACGAAAUUAAGACAGGAUUCACACAGUCUUGGUUUGUUACGAGUGAUUGAAUCGGUAUCCAAUUCGAAAGAUUUUGCUGAAGCCUACAAUUGUCCAUUGAACAGCCCUAUGAAUCCUAAAGAGAAAUAAUAUUUUAUCAGAAAAAAAAUUUCAUGGUUGUUUCCUCGGUAUAAAAUUCCACAGCCACCACAGUCAUUCUCGUAUUCACGUAUAUGGUGGGAAGGAAAAGACUGGAUGCCACGUCGAAAGCCUAACUCGAUCGCAUCCUUAA